CAGAGUCGGGAAAUUGUAACAUUGUAUCCAUCAUUAUUCAACAUCAAAGGACAGUGCACUAGAGGGGGAUGUCCGGAUGAAAGAAAUAGCGCUACGUACUGUACACGAAAGCAUAUCUCCAUUUGCAACAGGCGGCAGUCUAUGUCAAUUAGACAUAGCACGGUAUCCUUUACCUGGUCGGCGUGCAUAAGGAUUUCGGAAAUUCUGGAAAUCUAACGGAACUCUUUUCAGAGCCAUGGCCCCCUCUCUGACCACCCUGGGGAAGCUGCCUGUGGUGCGCUGUCGGCUGCUGCAGCGCUACGAGCACCAGCCCUUUGUCUCAUGCCUGGCCGGACUCUACGGCUGUCAAUGGAGACGCUACCAGAGGACCCACGCCACGCCGGGAGACUGCUGCUGCACCAAGUUGGAAUGUGCCAGCUUUGCACUCCUCAUCGUGACAUUCUGUCUCACACUGGUCUUCCUCUACUUCUGGAGUGAAGCUCAGAAUGACUACAAUGAUUUUGACUGGUUUAACUUUGGGAACCUGGGUUUCUGGUUCCCCUGGUCUGUGGUGUUACUGGUCAUCGCUGCCGCCUUCUUCAGCUACAUCACUCUGCUGCUGCUGUUGGCUGUAUGUCUGCUGUCAGAGGGACAGAAGCUGUACCUACACUGGGGCCACAAGAUUGGGGUCCUGGUGAGUCUAGCCUUCUCCAUUCUUGCCAUAGCAGUGCUGUCUGACCUAUGUAGCAAAGAGUGGACCACUCUUCUCCUCUCUUUCCAGGUGACGGCACCAUAUUUACACGUGGGAGGAGUCUUGCUGAUGACACUCCUUUCCUGGCCAAUAGCCUUGCAUUUCUACCACAUCAAUAGGAAAGUUGGGCAGGCGCUCAUCAUGGGGCUGUACCUGGCGGUGCUGUGUGCCCUCUACCUGGUGCCCCUGGGCAUGUACUCGCCCUGUCUUAAAGAGGAGGGCACUCUGGGCCUUGCACCAGCCCUCAUCGGGCACAGAGGGGCACCCAUGCUUGCGCCAGAGAACACUCUCAUGUCCUUUGAGAAGGCGGUGGAGGCUGGAGGGCAAGGUCUAGAGACUGACGUCACCAUCAGCUAUGACGGGGUGCCCUUCCUGAUGCACGAUCACACCCUGAGGAGGACCACCAACGUGCAGGAGGUGUUCCCCAACCGGACGGACGCCCCUGCGGCCAUGUUCACCUGGGGGGAGCUGGAGACCCUCAACGCCGGGGCCUGGUUCCUCCAUCGUGAUCCGUUCAGCACGGCUUGGUCUCUGAGUACCGAGGACCGGGCGCAGGCGCAGAACCAGUCUGUUUGCACCUUCAGGGACUUUCUGGAGCUGGCUUCGCAGAGAGGCAAACAGGUUAUCUUUGACCUCUACCGGCCCCCUAAGGGACACCCCUACAGGGACACCUGGAUCACACGCACCCUGGAGGUCAUCCAGAACGAGUCUUCCAUCCACUCACACCAAGUGUUGUGGCUGCCCUCAGACCUGCGGAGCCUGGUCCAGCAGCUGGACCCUGACCUCCAGCAUACCUCAGCAUCCCGGGCUCCAGUUGAAGAGCUCCAGCAGAAUCACAUUGUCCAACUCAACCUGCACUAUAGCUCCAUGUCCACAGAGAUGAUAAUUGAGUAUGCAGCAGCCAACAUCAGCACCAACCUGUAUGUGAUCAGCCAGUCGUGGCUCUACUCUCUGGCCUGGUGCACUGGGGCUCAGUCUGUCACAACCAAUGCUCUACAGUUCCUCAACAACCUCAGUAGACCCCUCUUCCUUAUGACUCCAGAUGAGUACAAUCUGAUGUGGGUCCUCACCGACGUGGUGUCCAUCACCAUCAUCAUCAUCAUCUUCAUCUUCCACUGGUGGCGAGAACAAACCCUGGCUUUCUGUUCGGGCAGGAAACUAGAACAUGGCACCUACAUCAAGUUCAGGACAGAUGUGUGGUCCGUCUCCAGUGUCAACAUCCUGGGAGAGCCCGCUGAGCCUAACUUGGCAACCGUCUCAGAGCACUGAUAACCAAUCAACCAACCUCUGUGAGGCUCAGUUGAAGCAAACCACUCCUCACUCUCCUUUUCAACUUGGCAACUUCCCGGACCCCAAACGGGCAAUUCACCAGAAUCGACACAACCUGGAAACCCAGGACCCUACUGGUAACCAAGAGCACAACCUGGCAACCCCCUGUAGAUUUGUGUGAGAGAAUGAGAACCAAAGAGAAUUAGAAAUAGUUAAAUGAUGUGAGUGAGGCCUAUCGGAGCUGAUGUGUCACGUGCAGAAGGGAUUUCAUUGGAUAGAUAUUAAUCCUUAAGACCGGGCUGCCCAACUCUCUUCCUGGAGGUUGGGUUUUAAGUUCAACCCUAAUUUAACACACCUGCGUCUACUAAUUAUCUGCUCAACAAGACCUUAACUAGCUGAAUCAGAUAUGCUAAAGUAGGGUUUGACUGAAAACAUAAAGGACAGUAGAUCUCCAGGAGGAGGGUUGGGCAGCCCUGCCUUAAUUCAUUUAAGUCAAAUGUGACUGAAGAACAGCCCAGACAACCUCAAGGACCAACCAACUCAUAGUUCAUACUACAGACACCAUCUGGUGGUGGGAAGAGAUUACUACACUGUUUAACCAGGUCCUUUGAGAUGGAUUACUUACUCACUGAAUUAAUAUAACAAGAAAAGUGACCAUCCGCUGUAGAUAUUCUCAACUUGUAUUACCCUCCAUUGUCCAUAGGUUCCUUUCCAUUUCAGCAGCCACUGCAGUGUUGAGUUACGUGAGCCACAAAUGCUUGACCAUUUUGUUAGUGUGUGAGUAGUGGUUGAUAAGAUGUGUGAAUAUGUCCAGACCGGGGUUCAAUUAGUAUGUUUUUAUUUGAUUUUAAAUACUUUAGCUGUGCUUCAUUGCCCUUUCCUGGCAUAAGGGAACCAAUGAAGUAGUCCCAAAAAGUGCACUUUGCCCAUCUGGGAUCUGGCACACCAAUCAAACUGUCUCAAGCUUUGUUUAUACCUGCAGCUUACAGGCAUCCUGUGUCCUGAUCUUGUCCACAUUCAGAUGGUGACCACAUUUUCAGUCUACACAUGCUAUUAAAAUGUAUCUUAUGUGUCCUCAUUGUGACCAGAUUUCCUGGUCAUUCCCAUUCCAAUUAUUUGACAGAUAUUCUUUCAGAAUUGUUUAUUUAUUCAUUUUUAUUCACAUAUUGAUGCCAUAAAGCAAUGGUCCCACCUGUGAAUGGUUUUAGAGGGUGGGGUAAUGAUGAUUUGUAAAUGAUUUCACUGACCAGAUCCGUCUACACUUGUAAGGCUGCGUUUAGACAGGAAGCCCAAAUCGGAUCUUUUUUCCACUAAUUGGUGUUUGACCAAUCAGAUCAGCUAUUUUGCCUAUAAUUGGGCAACAUUUCAGAAUUGGGCCGCCUAUCUAAAUGCAGCCUGCGUGCCCGUGUCUAGGCUGGACAGUUCAUGCAGGUUUAGUAUUCUGAUCAUGGAAUUCCAAACGCGUCAUGCGUCUACACCUAAAUUGAAAUGCGUCUACCAUGUCCGGAUUCCCUUUUCCCGCGCUAUAUUCAACUGCCAGUAUGCAUUCUACAAACGGUGGAAUAGGGAUAAUCUGAUAGCUACUGCCAUCAGACGUUGUUGUGUUAUAUCUACUGUAGCUAGCUAGCCAGCAAGCAACGCAAAAUGAAUUGCAAACGGAUUAGCAUAACUCCAGCCAAAAAAACAACGUUAUAUUGAAAAGGUUCCUCUCGGUCCCAAAACACAAGUUUUCUGGAGACUUGUGGGAGGAGUGCUGAUGACGUUACCCAUUGUAUGCACUUUCAGCUGCCUGAUUCGUCCAGACUGAGGUGAAAUCUGCCUCCUGAAGUGGUCAGCCAGAUCUGAACACAAUCAGACCACAAAGCGACAUUUGUGCGUCUAGAGACCAAUCUUUUCAAUGCGAUCUUCCUAUUCUGAUAGCAGAAGUCAUGUAAGUGUCACGUGUAGACACGACCUGACUACCUCCGGAGGUUGGCAGGAACAUCUGAUCACAAUGUAUUUUGAUUGUCUACACCUGUUUAAAAAUGUGGACACAAUCAGAAUAUGGAGAAGAUCAGAACAAAGGACGCAUGUUGGAACCAGGUAUAAGCAGCGCUGAAAUAUCACAAAGAAAAAUGAGUACUAUUAGAACUCCGGUUUGGAUAUGACAUGAUAAUCCUCUGUUUGUGUCUGGAGAUAAAUGAAUGUGUUUGAUUGGUUGUGUUCAAUGUUUAUAAGUACUUAUCACUUUAUUGAGCAUAAGGCAUUGUAACGAGGUGAAGUCCAUAGAACUUUGCAGCAUAUAAUCACUGCAAUGACAUAGGUGACCUACAGAGAACAAUUACACUGUAUUUCCAUGGUCCAUAUCUAUAUAUUUUAUAUGGUCCAUAUCUAUAUAUUUUAUAUGGUCCAUAUCUAUAUAUUUUAUAUGGUUCAUAUUGAGGUCAUUGUUUUUAACAAAUUUGUUUUCAACACAAAUUAAAAUCCUUCUGGCAAGGAUUAAAAAAAAGCUAAUGUUGUACAAUAUUUAGUCCUUUUAGCCAAAUUAUAGCAGAACUCUUACAUCUCUCUUCAAUUGAUUGUGCCUCAGCUUUACUGUGCAGUGUUGUCUAAUCAAUGUGAAGAAUACCAACUUCAGCUCUGGUAGCUGAAAGACAGUUUUUCUAGUAAUGAUUAUGAAACCUGUUAGAUUUCUUUAUGACUGACAACAUAUUGAUGAGUAACCUAGCGCCACUGCAGCUUCGUGAUAAGCGGCAGCCUUUAAAUCACUAUACAAAGCCUUAGGAAUACCUAGGAAAAAAAGUAUGUUUAGCCAAAGAAUCACAGUAUAAGAUACCAGUCUGAUUUGUCAUCUGCGUACGACACCUGUAAUGUUAUCUUGGUUGUAAGAUCGUUAUAGAAAGAAUGAUCUGUUGUUUACAGUUCUGUCAUUCUGUUCCAAUCAGAAGAGUAUUAUAUUAAAAUGAUAGUCUAAAAGUAGAGCUCAGUUGGUGGUGAUAGCCAUUGUAUUUUGUAUGAGCCCAUUUCGCUAUGACAUCAUUGUAAACUAUGGGAUUUCUUUUGCAUAAACAUUAUCAGAAGUUAACUGAA
Molecule: messenger RNA, 5068 nt
Organism: Oncorhynchus tshawytscha (Chinook salmon)
Lineage: Eukaryota; Metazoa; Chordata; Actinopteri; Salmoniformes; Salmonidae
Product: glycerophosphodiester phosphodiesterase domain-containing protein 5
Exons: 16
Coding region: 236-1999 (587 amino acids)
Biological process (GO): lipid metabolic process
Cellular component (GO): membrane
Molecular function (GO): glycerophosphodiester phosphodiesterase activity
Source: RefSeq, a predicted model, not a curated record